Myotis daubentonii (Daubenton's bat) is the source of this 1784-nucleotide messenger RNA. RefSeq names its product family with sequence similarity 174 member B (gene FAM174B). The record is from RefSeq and is a predicted model, not a curated record. The transcript is spliced from 3 exons. Bases 263 to 715 code for a protein of 150 amino acids. Lineage: Eukaryota; Metazoa; Chordata; Mammalia; Chiroptera; Vespertilionidae.
CGGGGCCGCGCGUGAGCGAGCGGAGCGCAGCCCGCACCCCGGCUGGUGGCCUGCCCCGCCCACGUGGGGCCGCGGCCGGUCGAAUGACUCCGUGCAACGUGUUGGCGGCGGCGGCGGCGGCGGCGGCGGCGCGGGCUCUUCCGGGCGCCGCAGUUUCCUGCCAAACACCGCGCAGCCGCCUCGGCAGCGGGAGUCUCGGUUGCAGGCCUGGCGCGGGUGCGGGACCGGGCUCAGCUGCGCGCCCUGCCCGCCCGCCGGCACCAUGCGCGCCGCGCCGCUGCUGCCGCUGCUGCUCGUGCUCCUGGCCGCGCCCGCUGCCCGCGCGAUCCGUGCCCAGGUGGUCGCGGAGCCGCAGCCCCAGCCCCCGGCGCCCGGCUCCCGGCCAGUGAACACCACCCGGACCGGGUCGGGGGCGGCGGCGGUGACGGGCGGCGGCGGCAGCUCCAACAGCAGCGGCGACGCCCUGGUGACGCGCAUCUCCAGCCUGCUCCGCGACCUGCCCACCCUGAAGGCGGCCGUGAUCGUGGCGUGCGCCUUCACCGCCUUCCUCAUCGCCUGCCUGCUGCUGCGCGUCUUCAGGUCCGGAAAGAGGUUGAAGAAGACCCGCAAGUAUGACAUCAUCACCACCCCGGCUGAGCGCGUGGAAAUGGCCCCGCUGAAUGAAGAGGAUGAUGAGGAUGAAGACUCUACAGUAUUUGACAUCAAAUACAGGUAAAACCGGUUUCCCAGCGUGCUGGCAUCCUGUGGAAAGUUGGUCAGCUGCACCUGGGCGGGAAGGAUCUGGAAGCCGUCUUGUCCGAGGUGUUGAAACCAAAACAAACAUUAUUUAUGAAACUGGCACAUUUGUGUGCGUCGAACGUCUGCUCAGAACGUCACCACAGGAGACUCGCCUCUCCCUUCCUCUGGACACCACUUCAAAAUGUUGCCCUUUAUGCCUCCUCAAGGGGCUUCUGCCUUGCCGAGGGGCACAGGGUAGAAACGUGUUGACUUAAAAAAUAUUAACCUGAAAGCAACUGUUGACAAAAGUAAAAGAGAUCAGAAGUUAUGAAGAACCUCAAGAAGAAUAUCUAUCUGUGCAGUGAGGCGUUCUGAUGUUCUGCUCUCCUGGAUCUGUGCCGUGCGAGGUGUCUAACCCUGUGGACUUUUGGGUUUGGUCAGGUUCUGGCCUCAUGUUGGGAAUGGCUGUGUUCAGAGUGAGAGUCCUUGGAGCUGGUCAGCCCAUAGCAGAAGUAUAUACAUGUUUGUGGCUCCUUUUCCUUUUCUUCUUUUGUUUAAAGGGUUCAGCAGAACUGGGCAUGGCUAGUUCAUAAAGGAUUUUGAAUAUCAGGGAAAAAAUAUAUGUAUGUGUGUACCUCUAAAGUAAUUUCUUCUUGUCUGAAGGAAAAAGAAUGCACUAGGCAGCCUUUGGUUAGUAACAUCCUGUGUGUGUCUCUGUGCCCUGUCAUAGUUCUUACAUUGUCGGUCUUAGACAUCUAAUUGCCAAAUAUCACUGUGGUCAUUUGAAUGCAUGGUGGUUUGGUUGGUGGAAAAAGCACACUGUCCAGGCUGGACUAGAAACCUGCUGACUCGGGGGGUACCACAGCUGUGGGUCAGGGGUUCGGGUGGCUUCUGGAAGCAGGGACUUGGGUUGGCUUCUCAGGUUGAUCGGGGUUCCUGUUUCACUGUUCCCUGGGGGGAUGCUCCUGCUAAAGCCGACUGGCAGUGCCUUUGGGGCCCUGGGACUGUCUUCUCCCCGGAAAGGUGUUUUGUACUUAAAAAAAAAAGCCCUUUUCUGGCUUCCUGCA